This is a messenger RNA of Camelina sativa (false flax), 1123 nucleotides long. RefSeq lists its product as uncharacterized. Gene Ontology annotation, biological process: response to abscisic acid. The record is from RefSeq and is a predicted model, not a curated record. Gene Ontology annotation, cellular component: cytosol. NCBI's taxonomy places the organism in Eukaryota, Viridiplantae, Streptophyta, Magnoliopsida, Brassicales, Brassicaceae.
CGUAUGUAUGUCGGAACAUAAAACUAAAGUAAGAUCAUUUUAAAAUACUUAUCUUACAAGUUACAACGUUCGGUUUUUUUCUUUUCAAAAUGGCGUCAAAGCAACUUAGCCGAGAAGAGCUCGAUGAGAAGGCAAAGCAAGGAGAGACCGUCGUCCAAGGUGGCACCGGCGGCAAAAGCCUCGAAGCUCAAGAGCAUCUUGCUGAAGGAAGGAGCAAGGGAGGGCAGACCAGGAAGGAGCAGCUAGGACAUGAAGGGUACCAGGAGAUUGGCAGCAAAGGAGGAGAGGCGAGGAAGGAGCAGUUAGGUCACGAGGGUUACCAAGAAAUGGGACAUAAAGGAGGAGAGGCGAGGAAGGAGCAGUUAGGUCACGAGGGUUACCAAGAAAUGGGACAUAAAGGAGGAGAGGCGAGGAAGGAGCAGUUAGGUCACGAGGGUUACCAAGAAAUGGGACAUAAAGGAGGAGAGGCGAGGAAGGAGCAGUUAGGUCACGAGGGUUACCAAGAAAUGGGACAUAAAGGAGGAGAGGCGAGGAAGGAGCAGUUAGGUCACGAGGGUUACCAAGAAAUGGGACAUAAAGGAGGAGAGGCGAGGAAGGAGCAGUUAGGUCACGAGGGUUACCAAGAAAUGGGACAUAAAGGAGGAGAGGCGAGGAAGGAGAAGUUAGGUCACGAGGGUUACCAAGAAAUGGGACAUAAAGGAGGAGAGGCGAGGAAGGAGCAGUUAGGGCACGAGGGUUAUAAGGAAAUGGGGCGCAAAGGAGGACUCAGUACGAUGGAUAAAUCUGGUGGAGAGCGUGCGGAGGAGGAAGGGAUUGAGAUCGACGAUUCCAAGUUCACCAACAAGGGGAAGUAGCUUCGAGCGACCUACUAGUAGUGUCCGCUGCCAAUAAUCUGUAGUAGAUAAGCUGAAUAAGUAAACCUCUAGGGUUUGUGGAUGGCAGCGAAGGUUUUAACUAGGGUUUGUUUUAAUGUAUUUCGUUUAGUGUUUUCUCAUGUGUGUGGUUUAACUACGUACGGUUUGUACUAACGGCAGGAUUGUACCGCUCGAAUGUUUGACUUUUUGUUGGCGAGGGUGCAAUCAAAUGAAACGCGGUGACGCUUUGAAAGUGUUGUUUUGUUCUA